This is a messenger RNA of Capra hircus (goat), 6157 nucleotides long. It is a transcript of the gene MGAM, whose product is annotated as maltase-glucoamylase. NCBI's taxonomy places the organism in Eukaryota, Metazoa, Chordata, Mammalia, Artiodactyla, Bovidae. The transcript has 48 exons. The record is from RefSeq and is a predicted model, not a curated record. Gene Ontology annotation, biological process: carbohydrate metabolic process. Gene Ontology annotation, molecular function: alpha-1,4-glucosidase activity; carbohydrate binding. Bases 82 to 5580 code for a protein of 1832 amino acids.
GUGGCUGCUUUCUCUGGACUGUGCUCUGCACGGAUUACCAGCCCAUCCUUCAGAGAGAGGACACAGCCUCGGAGUGAUGAGAUGGCAAGAAAGAAGCUGAAAAAGUUCACUACUUUGGAGCUUAUGCUCAGUAUUCUUCUGCUUGUGGUGUUUAUCAUCACUAUUCCCAUCUUCGUGCUUUCAGCCAGAGAUUCCCUGGAAUCACAAGAUCCUGGGACGACAGUUAGCCCAGAUCCUGGGACAAGUACCACCCCUGGUUCUGCCGAGUGCCCAGUGGUAAAUGACUCGGAACGGAUAAACUGCAUCCCUGACCAAUCACCAACAAAGGCUACCUGUGACCAGCGUGGCUGUUGCUGGAGUCCUCAGGGAACCAUAAGUAAGCCCUGGUGCUACUAUUCUAAGAGUCAUGGCUAUCAAGUAGGGGGCGACCUCAUGAACACAAAUGCAGGAUUCACAGCCCAGCUGGAAAGGUUGUCUUCUCCAUCUCUGUUUGGAAAUGAUGUCAACAAUGUCCUUCUCACAGCAGAAUACCAGACAUCUAACCGUUUCCACUUUAAGUUAACUGACCAAAACCAGAACAGAUAUGAAGUACCCCAUGAACACGUGCAACCCUUCACAGGAAAUGCUGCCUCUUCCUUGACGUAUAAAGUUGAGGUCUCCAAACAGCCGUUUGGCAUCAAAGUGAUCAGAACGAGCAACAAUCGUGUUCUGUUUGACUCCAGCGUUGGGCCCCUGCUGUUUGCUCACCAGUUCCUGCAGCUCUCCAUCCGACUGCCUAGUGCCAAUGUGUAUGGGCUGGGAGAACACGUGCACCAGCAGUACCGGCAUGACAUGAACUGGAAGACCUGGCCCAUAUUUGCCAGGGACACCACCCCCAAUGGGGAUGGAACUAACUUGUAUGGUGCACAGACAUUCUUCCUAUGCCUUGAAGAUGCUAGUGGAUUGUCCUUUGGAGUGUUUCUGCUGAACAGCAAUGCCAUGGAGGUUUUCCUCCAGCCCACCCCAGCUAUCACUUACCGCACCAUCGGGGGCAUUCUUGACUUUUACGUGUUCUUGGGGAAUACUCCAGAGCAAGUUGUUCAAGAAUACCUAGAGCUUGUUGGACGGCCAGCCCUACCCUCAUACUGGGCGCUUGGGUUUCAUCUCAGUCGUUAUGACUAUGGAACCCUAGAGAACAUGAAAGAAGUCGUGGAGAGAAACCGUGCUGCACAGCUGCCUUAUGAUGUUCAGCACGCUGAUAUUGAUUACAUGGAUGCAAGAAAGGACUUCACUUAUGAUCCAGUAGCUUUCAAGGGCUUCCCUGAGUUUGUUAAAGAAUUACACAAUAACGGACAGAAACUGGUCGUCAUUGUGGAUCCUGCCAUCUCCAACAACUCUUCCCUAAGUAAUCCCUAUGGCCCGUAUGACAGGGGUUCAGAUAUGAAGAUAUGGGUGAAUUCUUCAGAUGGAGUGACUCCACUCAUUGGGGAGGUCUGGCCUGGAAAAACUGUGUUUCCUGAUUACACCAACCCUAAGUGUACUGCUUGGUGGACAAAUGAAUUUGAGCUUUUCCACAGUCAAGUAGAGUUUGAUGGAAUCUGGAUUGAUAUGAAUGAAGUCGCCAACUUCGUGGAUGGCUCAGUUUCAGGAUGUUCCACGAGCAAUCUAAAUUAUCCCCCAUUCACUCCCAAAAUCCUGGAUGGGUACCUGUUCAGCAAGAGCAUCUGCAUGGACGCAGUGCAGCACUGGGGGCGGCAGUAUGACGUCCACAACCUGUACGGCUACUCCAUGGCCAUCGCCACUGCAGAAACUGUCAAGACUGUGUUCCCCAACAAGAGAAGCCUCAUUUUAACCCGUUCUACAUUUGCGGGUUCUGGCAAGUUUGCAGCCCACUGGUUGGGAGACAAUGCAGCCUCCUGGAACGACCUCCGAUGGUCCAUCCCUGGCAUACUUGAGUUCAACCUUUUUGGUAUCCCAAUGGUGGGUGCUGACAUAUGUGGCUUUCUACUGGACACUUCUGAAGAGCUCUGCAGACGGUGGAUGCAGCUGGGAGCAUUCUAUCCAUUUUCCAGGAAUCACAAUGGCCAAGGCUACAAGGCCCAGGAUCCAGCCUCCUUUGGCACCGACUCGCUGCUGUUGAAUUCCUCCAGGCACUACCUGACCAUCCGCUAUACCCUUCUGCCCUAUCUCUACACCCUCUUCUACCGUGCUCACAGCCGCGGGGAUACCGUGGCCAGGCCCCUUCUGCAUGAGUUCUACCAGGACAGCAACACCUGGGAUGUGCACCAGCAGUUUUUAUGGGGGCCCGGCCUCCUCAUCACUCCAGUCCUGGAUGAGGGUGCAGAGAAAGUGACCGCAUACAUGCCUGACGCUGUCUGGUAUGACUAUGAGACUGGGGUCCAAGAGAGAUGGAGGAAGCAAAAAGUGGAGAUGGAACUUCCUGGAGACAAAAUUGGACUUCACCUGCGAGGAGGCUACAUCUUCCCCACGCAGCAGCCAGCCACGACCACAGUGGCCAGUCGACGGAACCCUCUUGGUCUAAUCAUUGCCCUGGAUGAGAACAAAGAAGCAAAAGGCGAACUUUUCUGGGAUGAUGGGGAAACAAAAGAUACUGUGGCCAACAACCUUUAUCUCUUAUGUGAGUUCUCCGUCACCCAAAACCGCCUGGAGGUUAAGAUUUUGCAGUCAACCUACACAGACCCCAAUAAUUUAGCAUUUAAAGAAAUUAAAAUCCUUGGAACCCAGGAGCUUAACAACGUUGCAGUGAAACAGAACGGUGUUCCAAUUCAAGUUUCUCCUAAUGUCACUUACGAUUCUAACCUACAGGUGGCCCUUAUCACAGGAAUUGAUCUUGUUCUGGGAGAAACAUACACGGUGGAGUGGGAUGUGAAGAUACGAGAUGAAGAAAAAAUAGACUGUUAUCCUGAUCAGACUGGUGUUUCUGCAGAAAACUGCACUGCCCGCGGUUGUGCCUGGGAGGGAUCCAGUUCCCCUGGAGUCCCUUUAUGCUAUUUCGUCAGUGACCUCUACUCUGUCAGUGAUGUUCAGUAUGACUCACACGGGGCCUCAGCUGUCAUCUCCUUAAAGACUUCUCUGUAUGCCUACUCCUUCCCCUCAGUACCUGUGAACUCCCUCCGCCUGACUGUGACCUACCAUAAGGAUUACAUGCUGCAGUUUAAGAUUUAUGAUCCCAACAACAACCGCUAUGAAGUUCCAGUCCCUCUCAACAUACCCAACGUUCCAUCUGGCACCCCUGAGAGUCAACUCUAUGCUGUCCUCAUCAAGGAGAAUCCAUUUGGGAUUGAAAUUCGCCGCAAGAGUACAGGCACUGUCAUCUGGGACUCUCAGCUCCUCGGCUUCACCUUCAAUGACAUGUUCAUCCGCAUCUCCACGCGCCUCCCCUCCCGGUACCUCUACGGCUUUGGGGAAACUGAGCACACAGCCUUCCGAAGAGACUUGGGAUGGAACACGUGGGGGAUGUUCUCCCGAGACCAACCCCCGGGGUACAAGAAGAACUCCUACGGUGUCCACCCCUACUACAUGGCAAUGGAGGAGGAUGGCAGUGCCCAUGGAGUGCUCCUGCUGAACAGCAAUGCCAUGGAUGUGACCUUCCAGCCCUUGCCUGCCUUGACAUACCGUACCACAGGAGGAAUUCUGGACUUUUAUGUGGUUUUAGGGCCAACUCCAGAGCUUGUCACUCAGCAGUACACUGAGUUGAUUGGUCGGCCGGUGAUGGUUCCUUACUGGUCCCUGGGGUUUCAGCUGUGUCGCUAUGGAUACCAGAACGACUCUGAGAUUGCCAGCUUGUACGAUGCGAUGGUGGCUGCACAGAUCCCCUAUGAUGUGCAGUACUCGGACAUUGACUACAUGGAGCGGCAGCUGGACUUCACCCUUGAUGCCGAGUUUGAGGGGUUUCCAGCUCUGAUUACUCGCAUGCAGGCCGAUGGGAUGCGAGUCAUUAUCAUUCUGGACCCAGCCAUUUCUGGCAACGAGACCAAGCCCUAUCUGCCAUUCACACGGGGUGUAGAGGAUGAUGUCUUCAUCAAAGAUCCGAGUGAUGGGAGCAUUGUCUGGGGAAAGGUCUGGCCUGAUUUUCCUGAUGUGGUAAUAAACAGUUCUCUAGACUGGGACAGUCAAGUGGAGAAAUACCGGGCAUUUGUGGCCUUUCCAGACUUUUUCCGUAAUUCAACCAUCGCAUGGUGGAAGAGGGAGUUGAAAGAACUGUACACCAAUCCGCGGGAGCCAGAGAAGAGCUUGAAGUUCGAUGGCUUGUGGAUUGAUAUGAAUGAACCAGCGAGCUUCGUGAAUGGAGCAGUCCUUCCAGGCUGCAAGAAUGCCACUCUGAACAACCCUCCCUAUAUGCCACAUCUGGAGUCCAGGGACCUGGGCCUGAGCAGCAAGACCCUGUGCAUGGAGAGCCAGCAGGUCCUGCCUGACGGCUCACCGGUGCGCCACUACGACGUGCACAGCCUCUAUGGGUGGGCCCAGACCAGACCCACAUACGAAGCUGUGCAGGAGGUGACAGGACAGCGAGGGAUCGUCAUCACUCGCUCCACUUUCCCCUCUUCUGGCCGCUGGGGAGGACACUGGCUGGGAGACAACACGGCCGCGUGGGACCAGCUGCAGAAGUCAAUCAUUGGCAUGAUGGAGUUUAGUCUCUUUGGUAUAUCCUACACAGGAGCAGAUAUUUGUGGAUUCUUUCAAGAUGCUGAAUAUGAAAUGUGUGCUCGCUGGAUGCAACUAGGGGCCUUCUACCCCUUCGCAAGGAAUCACAAUACCAUUGGGACCAGGAGGCAAGACCCCGUGUCCUGGAAUUCUACCUUCGUGACAAUCUCCAAGAGUGUCCUGGAGACCAGAUACGCCCUGUUGCCGUAUUUCUACACCCUGAUGCACAAGGCCAGCACAGAGGGCAGCACCGUCGUGCGGCCUCUCCUUCAUGAGUUUGUGUCAGACCGGGUGACCUGGACUAUAGACAGUCAGUUCCUGCUGGGCCCAGCCUUCCUGGUCAGCCCUGUCCUGGAGGCUAACGCUAGAGAUGUCACUGCAUAUUUCCCCAAAGCCCGCUGGUAUGAUUACUAUACGGGUGUGGACAUUCAGUCGACGGGUGAGUGGAAGUCCUUGCCAGCGCCUCUUGACCACAUUAAUCUUCAUGUCCGUGGGGGCUACGUCCUGCCCUGGCAAGAGCCUGCACAGAACACCCACUUAAGCCGUCAGAAAUUCUUCGGUUUCAAGGUCGCCUUGGAUGAUGAGGGGACCGCUGAAGGCUGGCUCUUCUGGGAUGAUGGGCAAAGCAUUGAUACCUAUGAAAAAGGACAAUAUUACCUGGCCCACUUUUCAGUCAGCCAGAAUACCAUGCAGAGUCAUAUAAUUUUCAACAAAUACAUCAGUGAUACAAACCCUUUGAGACUGGGCUACUUUGAGGUCUGGGGAGUGGGCAGUGACUCCAUCUCCAGUGUCAGCAUCUCUGUGAGUGGCGUGGUUAUAACACCCACCUUCUCCUACAACUCUACAACACAGGUGUUAAAUAUUGAUGUGACCAGCAGAAACAUCAGCCUACAUAAUUUCACUUCAUUGACAUGGAGAAGCACACUGAAUUUUUAGAGCAAGAUCCUAACUUCAAACGGCUUUGAAACUACUUGUAUAUUCGGUUGGCCAAAAAACUUCGUUCAGGUUUUUCCUCAAGAUGUUACAGAAAAACCUGAACCUACUUUUUUGGCCAACCCAAUGCUUCAUGCUCAUAAAAUUAUUGUGUGUUGCUAAUCAGUUUAUACCCAGUAUGGUGAAAAUGUUUUCUUAGUUUUGUUUUGCUUGGUCAGUGGUUUAGCCCUAUGGAGUAGGCUGGAGGGCGGUGUGGAAAGCUGUGGGUUAUCUUGAUGUCUCCAUGUGAUUAGUAUGGUACUGAUGGCUCAUUACAUAUUGACUGAAGAUGCACUGGGUCCAUGAUGAAGCAUGUGCGCAUGUGUAUAUGUGUGUAAUUAGGCGAUGGGCCCACUCUUGCUAAAUAUACAAGCUACAGCUUUCCAGGACAGGUCAGGUCCUGGAGUUAACUAACAUCACACACACACACAAAAUAAUCCAGAAAGAACAUCUGCCAAGUGGUUAUAAGGAGAUGGGAUAGUAUGCCAAGAGCAUGAUCCAAAGGGAAGAAAAGGCCAAUGCAGGGAAGAUAAGUAGGAAA